Messenger RNA from Loxodonta africana (African savanna elephant), 3525 nucleotides. RefSeq names its product EH domain containing 4 (gene EHD4). Gene Ontology annotation, biological process: endosomal transport; endocytosis. Bases 37 to 1662 code for a protein of 541 amino acids. NCBI's taxonomy places the organism in Eukaryota, Metazoa, Chordata, Mammalia, Proboscidea, Elephantidae. The record is from RefSeq and is a predicted model, not a curated record. Gene Ontology annotation, molecular function: protein binding; calcium ion binding; GTP binding. Gene Ontology annotation, cellular component: cytoplasm; plasma membrane. The transcript has 6 exons.
CGUGCGGGCGCGGAGCGCGGGCCGGAGGGCGGCAGGAUGUUCAGCUGGCUGGGGCGGCAGGCGGGCGGGCGGGAGCGCGUGGGCGGCGCGGACGCGGUGCAGACGGUGACGGGCGGCCUGCGCUCGCUCUACCUGCGCAAGGUGCUGCCGCUGGAGGAGGCGUACCGCUUCCACGAGUUCCACUCGCCCGCCCUGGAGGACGCCGACUUCGAGAACAAGCCCAUGAUCCUGCUGGUGGGCCAGUACAGCACGGGCAAGACUACCUUCAUCAGGUACUUGCUAGAGCAGGACUUCCCAGGCAUGCGGAUUGGCCCAGAGCCCACCACCGACUCCUUCAUUGCUGUGAUGUACGGGGAGACAGAGGGCAGCACCCCAGGAAACGCAUUGGUUGUGGACCCCAAAAAGCCAUUCCGAAAACUUAGUCGUUUUGGAAAUGCUUUCCUGAAUCGGUUCAUGUGCUCCCAGCUGCCCAACCAGGUCCUAAAAAGCAUCAGUGUCAUCGACAGCCCCGGCAUCCUGUCUGGGGAGAAGCAGCGCAUCAGCCGAGGCUAUGACUUCUGCCAGGUGCUGCAGUGGUUUGCAGAGCGGGUCGACAGAAUCAUCCUGCUCUUUGACGCUCACAAACUGGACAUCUCGGACGAGUUCUCGGAGGCCAUCAAAGCCUUCCGGGGCCAGGAUGACAAGAUCCGCGUGGUGCUCAACAAGGCUGACCAGGUGGACACACAGCAGCUGAUGCGUGUCUACGGGGCCCUCAUGUGGUCCCUCGGCAAGGUCAUCAACACACCCGAGGUGCUACGUGUCUACAUUGGCUCCUUCUGGGCGCAGCCCCUGCAGAACACCGACAACCGCAGGCUCUUCGAGGCCGAGGCCCAGGACCUCUUCAGGGACAUCCAGAGCCUCCCGCAGAAAGCAGCUGUGCGCAAACUCAAUGACCUCAUCAAGCGAGCCAGGCUGGCCAAGGUACAUGCCUACAUCAUCAGUUACCUGAAGAAGGAGAUGCCAACUGUAUUUGGAAAGGAAAACAAGAAGAGAGAGCUUAUCAGCAGAUUACCAGAAAUCUACAUUCAGCUGCAGCGAGAAUACCAGAUUUCUGCGGGGGACUUCCCCGAGGUCAAGACCAUGCAGGAACAGCUCGAGAACUAUGACUUCACCAAAUUCCACUCGCUGAAGCCGAAGCUGAUCGAGGCCGUGGACAACAUGCUGAGCAGCAAGAUCUCGUCACUGAUGCAACUCAUCGGCCAGGAGGAGAUAAGCAUGCCCACGCAGAUGGUGCAGGGCGGCGCCUUCGACGGCACCACCGAGGGGCCCUUCAACCAGGGCUACGGGGAGGGCGCCGGGGAGGGCGCCGACGAGGAGGAAUGGGUCGUGGCCAAGGACAAGCCCAUCUAUGACGAGCUCUUCUAUACCCUAUCUCCUGUCAAUGGCAAGAUAACGGGCAUCAACGCCAAAAAGGAGAUGGUGACCUCCAAGCUGCCCAACAGCGUCCUGGGCAAGAUCUGGAAGCUGGCCGACUGUGACUGCGACGGCAUGCUGGACGAGGAGGAGUUUGCACUAGCCAAGCACCUCAUCAAGAUCAAGCUGGAUGGCUACGAGCUGCCCAACACCCUGCCCCCCCACCUCGUGCCCCCCUCUCACAGGAAGUACCUGCCAAAGGCCGACUGAGGAGGGGGCUGCGAACAGGACGGGUCGGGUGGGAUGGGGUGGGAACCAAGAAGCUGGAUCAGAGGCCCACUCGGCCACUAACUCUCUGAGGACCUUGGCCAAGGCACUGCCCCUCUGUGCCUCACCUUUCCCAUCUGUACAAUGGGGAGGGCAGGCACUGGACACUACAUGGUCUCUAAGGUCCCUUCACCUCUAAAAUUCCCUGAGUUCCUAUUGAAAGAUGGGGUGGGGAGGGCAUGACAAUAUUGAAGAUUGAGAAGAAAAGGGAAAUUGUUCAGAGUACUCAGAAACCUGGAGAGACAGGUGCGGGGUGAGCUGGCUUUGUGGAAUCCCAGGAACCCCAGGAACCCCAGGAAGUGAGUUGGGGGCCCUUCUGGAGCGGUUGAGCCUUCUGCUUACCUGGGCUGUGUAUCUUCAUGAACAGAUUCUGCAGCACCUGCCUGUCCCUCAGAGGACACCAAGAGGGAGAAAAGAAGUUCUUAUUUAUUUUGUUUCCUGCUGUUUUCGUAGUGGAGAAAAUAGAGCAGAGAGAGCUUCUUCUAUCUCCAAAUUGUCUACCAAGGAGAAGACGGAUGCCCCCAGGUUUGACAGGAGGAGGAGCUAUGUCUGUGUGUGCCCCAUCCCACCCCCAGGCUCACUCAGAGCAGGUGGCCAGGUUAGCAGAUCACGUGGGUCCCAACAUGCCGCACUGGCCCGCCCUUCUGGGUGCCCUCCCAGGGCCUUCCCAGGAAAGCUGUGUUUGGUUAGGAGUUUGGAACUCUCAAACUGUAUUAACCCCUGGCAAGAUUUCUAAUAUACUUUUCAAGGCACACUGAAGUCAAAGGCUCACUUUUCUUACCGGUCUGUCCAAUACUUUGUAGCACAGUCUAUUUGUCAUGCUUAGCUGUUAAAAGUCCCCAAAGCUUCUUGGCCAACGGCAGAAUUUAAAUUCAAUAAAAACAUUUCUUGGUGCCUACAGUGUCCUAGGGAGCGUGGACACAUGGGUGAAUGGAGUCGGGUAGAAGAGUUAGACACUAUUUUUGUAGGAAAUAGAUAUUUUUAACAUGUCCAGCUUUUUUUUUUCUCCUCACAGAAUAAAAGCCUUUAAUACAAAAACAGGAUGGAACCUUUCACUUAAGCCUUCUCUUUGAAAGGCGGUGUGGCUUGUUGAUGAAUGCCCACCACCAGGCAGGCUUUGUGCACUUACCCUCACUUGGGCUCCUGAGUACCCUUUCCUAGAUCCCCGUGGGAGUCCCUCAGGACUGUCCCCUCACAGGACAGGCCUGGGUCAGGGGGAGGUGGCUCAUGCUCACCACCAUCCUCCCCGCUAUGUGGGCACCUGCAUGAGGGUGUGGGUGCGUUUCAUUGUUACACAGCAACAAAGAGAGAAAACAUCCAUGCCUGUGAGGCCAGAGCCCUGCCAGCACAGGACGUGAAUGAUGAAAUCCGAGCAGCCCCACGUGACCCUUCCAAAACCACGUGCUUUUUCUUUUAUUCCUUUCACCUGCCUCUGGUGACGUCCAGGUCAGACAUGCAGACUUAAGAGAAAGUAUUUUGGUAAACAUUUAUCCGGAUCCCAGCUCUCACACACCCUAGCUUACUUGAAGAGUAAUUUAGUUUUAGGAGAAUUAAAUGUGAUGGUUUUUAAAUCUUCCUGAGCACUUUUAAAUUAGACAGAUGGAAGAGAAACCUUACAACUCCAGUCUGUCACAGGAGCAGGCAGCUCAGCGGGUGCUGUCAGCUGGGAACGUGUCAGCAGCAUCCACCACAGGUUUGGAGGUGCCAAGCUUAGCGGGGUUUCCAGGCAGAAUUAUUUUGCUGCUUUAACUCUGUUCGAUUGUCAAUUGUCCUGUAUAAAUAUACACACAUAUAUAUGCUGCCUGA